AGACAGUGAAAUAUGGGGAAAGCAAGGGUAUCCCGAAAAGUGUAACAUGCACUAAUUAUUUGUCGGUGGUCACUGCACUAAGCAAUUAUGCUUCUAACCAUCCCGUGAUAAUUAAUAUUUUUGAAACCUCAGACCGUUUACCAGAAAAAAGAUUCGAGAUUAAAAUCAUGUGGAUUCCAGGUCACUGUGGUACAGUGGGAAAUGAAAAAGCAGAUGCGCAGGCAAAGGCGGCAGUGCUGUUAAACGAAAUAAUUGAAACCCAAAUAGGCUACAGAGAGUACAUUCCGAUUUAGCACUCCGCUACAAGAAAUUCUUUCAACAAAACCUGGCAAGGGCACGGACCUCAUACAACACUGAAAACGGUAAAGGAGAAUAUAGGACAAUGGGACUGCUCAACGAGGAUCAACCGGCGCGAAGAAAUCGUCCUAUGCCGACUACGACUAGGACAUACAAGAUAUACCCAUUCGUUCCUUACGGAUCGAGAACCAAGACCUGCCUGUGAAAACUGUAUGCCCUCGAACGGUACAACAUAUUUAGCAUUAACAGGAAAGGCCCCCUAGCGAGGCGAAAAACGACGAAAGGCCUGCGACCAACUCGUCGGGCUGAGCGAACUCCAUGUCUUCAUUGAGACAACAGGAUGACUCGUGGUCACGCAGUGCAGCAGGGCAGCUGGGGAGUUGGCACGUCUCAGGAUAAAGGCAGUGUUUCCCUUGAUGCACAGCUAAUGCUGGUCAUGUCACACAGUGUGUUACCUGGUGCCAAAAUAGCGGUCAGCUCAGUCCUCAACAGGGAUGUGAAACAGUUUGGCAAGCAACACCUGACAGAUGAUGAUGAUGAAACCUGCUGGAAUUCACAUCAGGGCACCCCGCAGUACAUCGGCGCCCGGCUGUCGGCACCGCACCGGCCGCGCCAGUUGCGCCUGCAGUUCCAGGGCGGGUUCGUCGGCGCCGACUGCUGGCUGGAGGCCGGCCCGGCGCCCGACCAGCUCCACCGACUGCACGCCUUCUAUCCGGACAACAUCAACCGGCUGCAGACGUUCGACGUCGACUGCCCCCAUCCGGUCACCCACGUCAAGGUGGUGUUCAACGGCAGCACCGACUUCUUCGGCCGCGUGGUCGUCUACCGGUUCGACCUGCUGGCGGACGCGGAGGACUCGGUGGACGGCCAACCGGUCGGCUAGUCUCGCGAUCUGACGCUGUGGUGUGUUGGCCCGAAGUUUGUGGGCAUUGACCUGGUGGUGGCGCACUGCACAUCUGUGGCGUCGGCCGGGUUGCUGCAUGUUCUGCAUUAUGGUGCUAUUUUUAUAUAAGUACACUGCAUAAUGUAUGUUUAAUUUUCGUUAUGUUAGCAUGCGUGCUCAUGGAAAGACCAAACGGGCGGCGCCGACAAGUAAGAGAUAUCCUAUUCUCAACCGAAUCAGCUGUGUCCUUUGGCUCAUUGCGCUCCGAAUCGAUGGAACACGCGCUGGUGAGAUCACCGGGCCGGACGAAGAAGUUUUGCUGGACAAUAUCUUCAAAUUACUUCAUCUCCAUUUCGCAAUUCGCUCGGUGUCCAAAGUGAUCUUACCAGUAUUCUUCCCGUCGUUGGGUGCCUUGAGGCGCUUCAUCGGAAUGUUUAUGGCUAGCCUUGCCAGCCAUCGGCGUUGGCUCCUAAGAGCUGAUCGCUAUCUUGGUGUACAGGAAAUGUCUCUCCAAAAUAUCAUUUCAAUCCAAUA
Pollicipes pollicipes is the source of this 1714-nucleotide messenger RNA. RefSeq names its product nuclear receptor 2C2-associated protein. The coding region runs from base 638 to 1180 and encodes 180 amino acids. NCBI's taxonomy places the organism in Eukaryota, Metazoa, Arthropoda, Thecostraca, Pollicipedomorpha, Pollicipedidae. The record is from RefSeq and is a predicted model, not a curated record. The transcript has 5 exons.